Exserohilum turcica Et28A is the source of this 1044-nucleotide messenger RNA. RefSeq lists its product as uncharacterized. The record is from RefSeq and is a predicted model, not a curated record. The transcript has a single exon. NCBI's taxonomy places the organism in Eukaryota, Fungi, Ascomycota, Dothideomycetes, Pleosporales, Pleosporaceae. The coding region runs from base 1 to 1044 and encodes 347 amino acids.
AUGUGUCAAAACAACCUAAAUGGCGACAAUUCAGGCCGGAAAGGUCAUAGUUCCCAACCAGAACAUACCCAAGACAAGGAACCAAGUAGUGGCACUAGGGUGGCUCAAAACAGCACACAUAGUGGCAGUUACUUUUACUAUACAGAGAAGAGUACUCCAUACUGGGAUGACUCUAACGGCAUUAUAUAUGACAUUCCCAGCUCAAUAUCACUAUGUAUCUCAAACAAACACGCGCGAACAACUGGUGGCGGACGAUCCGUUCAGCAGGAGCAGAACAGUUACGCGGAUACAGUUAGCGGCGGAGUUUACCGAACAGAACGUAGCACAAACCUUGUGCCAAUUCUACCAAAUUCUGCUGUGGAUACCAAACGUGAUAUAGAUAGCGUCAGAUUCAUGGAUCUGCGUCCAUCUUUCAAGCCAAAAGAUAUGCGAAGAGACAAUGGUCUACAAAGUCCGAAGAAAGACAUUAUUGGUACUGAUCUGGAUUCGAAGAAUAGGCGAGGAUUUUUGCAUAGAGGAUUCGAUGGCAGAUUUGAAAAAUCUGCUACGAAGCACAGUGUGCUAAGAACAGAGGUGAUGUCUCUACAGACUUCAAUGGACCGGCCAAAGUGGCCGACAAGAUGCGAGAACAGACCUACAUUCUCCGUAUCGUCAGAAAUCGUUAAAGGGAGAAGUACAUUCCAGACCAUUUGCAACAACACAUUGGAACAGCGGAACCCGUUCUUGGCAACCACAGAAACAGCUUCGCCAUUGGAACUCUUCAGGUCGAAACAGGAAUCUCGGUGCAUAAAGGAGAGCAGGGCAUCUUUACUCGACCAAGUAAUAAGAAUCCGCGGAGAAAAGCAAUCAAAAGCACUCAGGACUCAUGAAACCGGACACUCAGACCAUUCGUCGGGCUACGAAGAUAAGCGGCAGAUUGCAGAUAAAACGCAUGCAAGAGCAACAGAUCUAACGAGAUCAAAAUUAACUAUUAAGUCAAGCUCAACUAUGCAAGAUGCUGGAAGCACAUCUCACAUUUCAUAUGCGAGUAGGGUUGAAGACUGA